Molecule: messenger RNA, 1260 nt
Organism: Dendroctonus ponderosae (mountain pine beetle)
Lineage: Eukaryota; Metazoa; Arthropoda; Insecta; Coleoptera; Curculionidae
Product: malate dehydrogenase, mitochondrial
Exons: 6
Coding region: 72-1211 (379 amino acids)
Biological process (GO): tricarboxylic acid cycle
Cellular component (GO): cytoplasm; mitochondrion
Molecular function (GO): L-malate dehydrogenase (NAD+) activity
Source: RefSeq, a predicted model, not a curated record
CUUACUCAAAAUCACUAGGCUUUCAUAAUCAAAAUCUGACAUUCUCCUUCAUCCGCAUACCAAAAUCUCCCAUGAAAAUGAACCUACAAAACCUCUUAAAAAACUCCCUGAGACGCUCCGAUUUUUCCUCACAGCUCUGCACAAAACCGGACUUUCAAAAGUCGGUCCAGGUUUGCGUUUUAGGGGCCAACACUCGGUUGGGAACUUUCACCAGCUUCCUGGCCAAGCAAAACCCAUUGAUCUCCACUCUUCAUCUGCAAGGCUGUUUCCCCAUUGAAAACAUGGGAAACGAUCUCAAUUUCUUCGAUACCAGAUGUCGCGUGCGAACUUACUGCGGAUUGGAACAAUCCGUUUCAAAGGCAGUCAAAAGCGCGGAUAUUGUGGUCAUCCUCCCCACAGAAGGCUCCAAACCGGACACUCCACUAGGAGAACGGGUGAUGAAGGAGGGAAAGCGUGUUUCCAACAUCGCUGCUCAAUGCACAGUUUAUGCACCUCGAGCUGUCCUUGUUGUUUGCGUGCCUCCUGUAUCAGUUACCACUCCUCUUGUCGCAGAGGUGUUUAAAAAAACCAACUUUUACCAUCCAGGCCGGAUAGUCGGUUCGGCAGCUCUAGCUCAAGUGAAAGCAAACACUCUUCUGGGACGUUUCCAGGGUCUGGACCCUAGUAAUUGUUAUGUGCCCAUGCUAGGAGGCCCCGAAAUUGAUCUCGCGGUGCCUCUAUACAGCCAAGCCAAGCCGGUGGAAGUGUUUGGUAAAAGUGGCUCGAUGGCAAUCACGGCACGUUUCAGGGGAGUGAAGGAAGAGGACUUUCCAAAAAAGCUGGGAAACCCCAAUUAUAUCGAAGACUGUCCUUUGGCUGAAAGCUACGCUCUUAAUCAGCUGAUAUCCACUAUAGCUUCGGGUAUUUGUGGAGACCCCCAUGCAUUUGCAAAUGUCUUUGUUAGAUGUGGCGCAGUCGACAUUUCCAAAUAUUUAGUGAGCACCGUUCGCUUUUCAAGAGGAGGAGUGGUCCACAAUUUCGGAGUGCCCCCACUCUCCAAGCUGGAGUUAGAGCUGGUGGAGCGAUCAGCACUGCAAAUCAAGGAACGCGAACAAAUGGCGCUUGACUACCUCAAAUAUAUUGAGGCUCAAACGGGGAAAUCUGAACUACCAUUAUUUGCAAAAAGGGAAAAACUCGAUCACGAAUUGCUCAAGCAGAAAGUCAUCAGAUAACUGAUCAGGGGCGCGAAAUAUUGGCAAUAAACACUUAAUAUUUCAGUUA